GAGGAUCUGGUCCAUAUCGGCCCAUUGGUUUCGUUCCUCCAGGACAACCGGGUCACGGUACGGGAACAGUGAGACCAAUUGGCUUCAAUACGGGAGGCAGUCCUGGUCAACCAGUUGGUCCACCUAAACAAACAGCCCCUCUUGGAAAUAGUGGAAACAACCCUCCAGCAUACAACCCAGCAGGUUACGGCCAUCCACCAGCAUACAACCCAGCUGGUUAUGGUGCUCCACCAGCCUACAAUCCGGCGGGAUAUGGCCACCCACCAGCCUACAAUCCCUCAGGAUAUGGUCAUCCUCCAGCUUACAGCCCAGGAGGCUAUCCACCAGCCUACUCUCCACAGGGUCACCCUCCAGCAUAUUCCCCUGGAUACCAUCCCCAAGGAGGAGGUGGUGGAGUCACCAUCAUAAACAACAAUAACAAUAAUCAUCACUACGGAGGAGGAUACGGUUAUGGUGGAGGAUAUGGAGGAUUCGCACCAAGUUACCAUUAUUCAUCAUACGAUACCGGCAGUAGUACUUUGGGAUUCUUUUUGGGGUAUUCUUUGGGAAGACUUAGCACACCCAGUUAUCACUACCACAGUAGCUAUUAUGGUAGCUCAGAUUAUACCCCAAGAUAUGACCACUACGAAGUUCAUCAUUAUUACCACAACAGAGACAAUGUUCCCAAGGAGGCUGUGAUCGCUCCUAAUGCUGUAGUUGCUUGUGUUGGAGACAGUGGUUCUUUCUGUCCUGCUAACACCACUUCUCUAUGUACCAACAAUGGAGCUGUAAUGUGCGUUGCCAGCGCCAUAUCAACAGUGCCUUGUACCGUACAAGGACAAACGAACUGCGUCAAGAGUACUGUCCCAUGUCUCAACAGUACCUCUCCUGAAUGCAAGGAAACUUCUCAGAACACAACUACUUUAUCAAUUCCCUGUAUAUCUACUGCUAAGAUCUACGCAAAUGUGACAUAUGUAAAUAACACUAUUGUUGUUGCUAACAUCACUAAUGUCAACAAUAAUGUAACUGUGAAUGGUACUUCAACGACUAAUGGUACAGCUACUGCAUCUAUCAUCACAACCACACCAGUUCCCGAUUCUACGAUGACUGUGAAUACUACAAAUGUAAAACAGGGUCCGCUUCAAGAAUUUUGCGUAACAAUCGUAGCUUUGCCUGCUGAGAGAAAACCAACAGAAGGCGAAAAGCUUUUUGCCGCAAGUGAAAAUAUUUUUGGGCAGUUCGCAGUGAAAGCACUAGGACUUGAUUGAGGACUUUUCGUUACCACGUUCAAUCUUGGAUAUCAUACACUUUAGAAUUGAAUCGAAAGUUACCCCCUGAAUACUCGGAUUAAUUUUAUACAUUGAUAUUAGCUUAUAAGUAGUAGCUUUUUAAAAUUAAGUCAUGUUACGAAGUUAUUGAUAUAAUUCGAUGUGAUAUUUCAGAAUAAAAAUAUUUAUAUACA
Leptinotarsa decemlineata (Colorado potato beetle) is the source of this 1441-nucleotide messenger RNA. RefSeq lists its product as uncharacterized. Lineage: Eukaryota; Metazoa; Arthropoda; Insecta; Coleoptera; Chrysomelidae. The record is from RefSeq and is a predicted model, not a curated record.